Maniola jurtina (meadow brown) is the source of this 4683-nucleotide messenger RNA. RefSeq names its product enhancer of mRNA-decapping protein 4-like (gene Ge-1). The record is from RefSeq and is a predicted model, not a curated record. The transcript has 24 exons. Gene Ontology annotation, molecular function: protein binding. The coding region runs from base 108 to 3605 and encodes 1165 amino acids. Gene Ontology annotation, cellular component: P-body. Lineage: Eukaryota; Metazoa; Arthropoda; Insecta; Lepidoptera; Nymphalidae. Gene Ontology annotation, biological process: deadenylation-independent decapping of nuclear-transcribed mRNA.
UGUCUGUCGGCUUUACUGUCGCGUUUGCUGAAUUUUAGUAAUUUUAUGAGGAACUACAUUACAACUGUGGUGCUAAAGUGUUUUUUCAUGAUAAAUGUAUGUAAUUGAUGAUUAGUUCAAAAAUGCAACCCACUGCGAUGCUUCCGAAACUAUCGGAGACAACUCAAACAAUAUCAUUCUCGGAGGAUGAUGAAAUAUGCAGUGCAGAAGUGUAUGCUUCCAACGUGGUUGUAACCUCCAACCCUGGCAACCACAACCAUGGAAGCUCCAAGAUGAAGCUGAAGACGCUGGUGGACUAUCACUGGCAGUCCAGGUUCUAUCCCGGGCAACUGCUGGCUGUUCACAUGAGUGGAGAGUUUCUGGCUUAUAGCAUUAUAGGUCUUUCAAUGGGUGCAAACUCGGGCACUUCAAAGACCCCCACCGGUAUGGUGCGAGUGGUGUACCAACCUGAGUUAGGAGGGGAGCAACGGGCGCUCAUAAAAGGCAUGAAGGGAGAGGUACAAGACCUCGCUUUUGCUCACAUUGAAAACCAAGCAGUGCUGGCCUCCAUCGAUGAAAUGGGGAAUUUUUAUAUACACGAACUUGAAGGCGAUGGUGUUAAUUUCAACGUGACGCCAGUGGCGGAAGUGCGGGAGGACACAGGUGUCGGUGGAAACACUCACCGCGUGGUGUGGUGCCCCUACAUCCCAGACGAAGAGGACGCGCCCGAUGAUGACGUGGCGCGCCUGCUGCUCACCACGCACGCCAACCAAGCCCGCAUGUGGAACAUCCGCGCCAUCAUAGCAGCCUGCAAGAGCGGCGGCUGGGUGUCGGCCGCCGACGCGCUGAACAUGGGCGCGGGCCGGGAAGCCGGCGCACACGAUGGCGCGGUGCUGGACGCGGCCUUCUCUCCCGACGGCACUGCGCUGGCUACUGCUGCGGCCGAUGGAUACGUCAUGUUCGCGCAGGUGUACAUGAACAACGAGAGCAGCCCGCGCUGCCUGCACAAGUGGCAGCCGCACGACGGCAAGCCGCUCAGCAGCCUGUUCUUCCUCGACAACCACAAGAACUACCUCACUGAUUCCAGCGUCCAGUUCUGGAAGUUCGCGGUGACGGGCGCGGAGAACAACACAUACAUAAAGAUCUGGUCGUGCAAGUCGUGGGCGUGCCUGCAGAGCUUCAGCUUCGCGCCCGCGCCCGGCGCCGCGCCCGCGCUGCUCAACGCCAGGCUCGACCCCAGCGCCAACUACCUGCUGCUGUCUGACUUCAACGCAAGGAGUCUUUACGUGCUGGAAAUGGCACGCGACGGCGACGACUCGUUGGCGUACUGCAAGAGAAUCUCCCAGUUCCUGCUGCGCUACCCAGUGCUGAGUUUUUGUAUCGUGGAUGCUGAGGAGCAGCAGACGAAGUGCGAGUCCCGCUGCAACGACCCCUUCCAUACAAACGGCUCGGGCGGCGACGCGGUCGACUCGCCCAUAGACUACGAGUUGCACCAUCAUGACGACAACGGGCCGCUGCACUGCGGAACGCGGGUUCACAUAAAGCUGUAUAUCGUCCACCCCAAGACCUUGCAACUCGCCCAGCUUGUGUACGAGCCGCCCGCGCCCGCCGACCGCAUGUUGCCCCUGAACGAUCUAGAAGAGCUGACGCUAGAGGACGGCGACGCGGACGAGUCUGCGGGUUUGCUGCCGUCCUCCAUCAUACAGCAGCAGACGCAGCAGCUCAAGAACCUGCUCAUGAGGACACAGACCCAGCCCGGCAGUCUGAUGGGCCCGCGGCCGGAGUCGCCGUCGUCGCUGCCGCCGCCGCUCAACCUCAUGACCCCCGAUGCUUUCAGUUCGCCGGGCAAGCGCGAAGACGACGACCCGCCUCUGUCCGCUACGCCCGACAUCUCCAACAAGUCCAUUCUAUCCGGAGGUGUAAAUGAGGAAGUCCCCCUGGGCGAGGUGAACAAAGCAUCCGGUGGCUCCAGUCCGAGUCGCGAAGUGCAAGAGAUCAUGGGACACAACGACCAACCCUUCUUCACGGAUAUGGAAGAAGACGAGGAAGCCACCAAACAGAACUCCAGCCAAGAAACAGAACCGGCGUCGGAGGCCGUGGCGCCGGUCACUGAUGACCUGGUGCCCACCGGACAACUGUUCAACGCAGAUCUGUUCACAUCUCCCGACAAACCGCCGCCUCCCGCCAAACUCACGCAUGCAAACAGCGAUACGUCUUGGCCUCAAAUCUCGCUCGCUCAGAUCACAGAAGCGAACCAGCGCAAAGCGUCAAGCGAAAAGUCAAGCACACAAUCGCUUAGCGCGCCGCUUUUACCGCUCGUCGCCCCAAGCGCGCCGCCCGUGAGCGACGUAAGCGUGAUCGAGCGAUACGUUGUAGAUGAGGACACGAAAAAUCGCUUACAGUCGCUGGAAGAGGACACGAAAAAUCGCCUACAGUCGCUUGAAGAGAAGCUGGAUAAUCUGACUGAGAUGAUGUCGGUGCAGUCCCGCACGAUAAUGUCUCUGCGCAGUGAGACGCACGCGCCGCGAGCACUGUUGGAGGAAUCGCUACAGCACACCGCCGCUACCAUUGACACUGCACUAAAUGCUGGAUGGGAGCGUAUAGCGCGAGUGGGUGAAUCCGCCAGCGCUGCAGCAGCCACGGCGGCUGGAGCCGGCGCCGCGAGGGCGCUAGAGCCGCUCGCGCAUGCCUUGCAACACGAGUUGGCCGCCAAGCUCUCCGCCACUGACAGGCUGCUGCGGGACAACAUCGACAAACUAGCCAACAGCAAGACAAUAAUGGAGCGCCUCAGCACGGCCAUAGCGACAUCACUAUCGGGAAUGGUGCGAGACUCUUUCCGAGAAGCAUUAUUAGAUAGCAUCGUUCCAGUAAUGGAAAAGGCGCACGCGCAGUUAUUCAGACAGAUCAACCACGCAUUUCAAAACGGUACCAAGGAAUUCACAGCUAACACGGAAGCGGCGGCGCGAGCGGCCGCGGAUAGAGGUGGCGCGGCGGCCGCAGCGUCUUUACGCACUGCACUGGAGAGGCACGCGGAAGCUUUAGCACAAGCUACGCCACUACAACCGCAGCUGUUUGCGGUGCAGAUCAAAGAGGUUGUGCAUGGAGUGUUGGAGAAAGAGGUGACAUGGUGGCGCGAGCAGACCCGCAGCGCGGUGGCGGCGUCGCGCGCGCACUCGCCCGCCGGCAACGCGGCCUCCGUGGCCGAUAGACAGAUGCAAGUGAGCCAGAUCCAGUCCCUCAUGAUGAGCGGAGACGUGAACGGGGCCUUCCAGCUGGCGCUGUCUGCCUCCGACCUGACGCUGGUGGUGGCGGCGUGCCGCGCGGCCGACCCGGCGCGCGUGUUCGGGCCGCCGUGCCGCCUCAAGCAGCACGUGCUGCUGUCGCUCGUGCAGCAACUAGCGGCCGACAUGGCCAAGGACACGCACCUUAAACACAGGUAUUUAGAAGAAGCGAUAAUGAACCUGGACACCAGCAACCCCGUGACCCGCGAGCACCUCCCCGGCGUCGUCCGCGAGCUGCAGAAGCAGAUCAUGGGCUUCCUCAGCUCCAGCCCCGGCCACGCGCUCAGCCGCCAGUUCCGCAUGCUGCUCAUGGCCACCGAGGCGCUGGUCAAGAGCACGGCCUGACCGCUGCCCUGCUGCCGCUGCGUGUGUGUGCGGAGCCAUGUGCACGCGCAUGUGUGACUGUGAUAAUAUACUGUUAUGUGACUCACGUGAUACAAAACGCCCUGCUGCCUCUGUGUGUGUGCGCGGAGCCAUGUACAGUCAAAGGCCGUAUGUCGUUUAGCACCUUAAUCAUAUUCGUGUGGCACGGUUAUGCUUAGGUGUAUGUGGCGUGUUUAUAGAAAAAGGUCAUAAGUGCGACAGGUUUUUGUUGCAAUAGUUUCGCGGAAUUGCUACUCGAAUUCUGAGGCCGACCGUACAUGCUCAUGUGUGACUGUGAUAAUGUUAUGUGACUUAGCGAUACACAAUGAGGGUGAUUUGGUGAAUAAUACUUGAUUUAAGGUAUAUGUGCCCACAGUCCACACUCUCACUCACACUGUCAAACACUGCCUAACUAAUAAACACAGUAACCUAAAUCCCUAAAAAACAGUGAUGGUCCAGUGGUUGAGAUGUCAUCCUAGUUAGGAGGUCUUGGGUUCUAUCCUGAGUAUGCACCUCGACAUUGUGGGUCAGAUCGUGGGCUUCACCUCCAGCGCUGGACGCGCGCACACCGUUGUUUCACCGUUAUCUUAUUAGGCCCUAUGUAUUACUAUAAAAUUAUUUGACGUAGGUACAUGUACCUAUACUCUCCGUCACACUGAUUAACUGCUGUAAAGACACUAAGGCUGAGAUCUAUAGAGAGCACUUUAACUUUGCUAAGACUUAAGACACCGUUAAAACGAGACAGCGUUACACCGUUGGCAUAUAUCUGUCUCGUUUUACUGAAACUUAAGUCUAAGUAAAGUCAAAGUGCGUUCUAUAGAUUUCAACCUAAGAGCUAGCCCGCACAGCGAAUAAAAAUCGCGCGGUUUUUUUCCGCUAUUCUGUAACAUUUGCAAUCAUAUAGAGAUGCCCGCACUGCAAUUUAAAAUUCGCGCGGAACAAAUAAUACAGUACAACCAAAUUAAUAGUGCGCAUAGAAAUCUUCCUCACUGUUCGGCAACGGUCGUAUGAUACACAUGAUAUUGACUCCUAUUUGUUUAUAACAAGGUGCAAAAUGCAA